AUGGCGCGCUGUGAGCGGUUACGCGGCGCGGCCCUGCGCGACGUGCUGGGCCGGGCGCAGGGGGUCCUGUUUGACUGCGACGGCGUGCUGUGGAACGGCGAGUGCGUCGUGGCCGGCGCCCCGGAGCUGCUGGAGCGGCUGGCGCGGGCCGAGAAGGAGGCGCUAUUCGUGAGCAACAACAGCCGGCGCGCGCGGCCCGAGCUGGCCCUGCGCUUCGCGCGCCUCGGCUUCAGGGGGCUGCGCGCUGAGCAGCUCUUCAGCUCCGCGCUGUGCGCCGCGCGCCUGCUGCGCCAGCGCCUGUGCGCCGCGCCCGGCGCCGUGUUCGUGCUUGGCGGCGAGGGGCUGCGAGCCGAGCUGCGCGCCGCGGGGCUGCGCGUGGCCGGGGACCCCGGCGAGGACCCGCGCGUGCGCGCCGUGCUAGUGGGCUACGACGAGCACUUCUCCUUUGCCAAGCUGAGCGAGGCGUGCGCGCACCUGCGUGACCCCGACUGCCUGCUCGUGGCCACUGACCGCGACCCGUGGCACCCGCUCAGUGAUGGCAGCCGAACCCCCGGGACCGGAAGCCUGGCCGCUGCAGUGGAGACGGCUUCGGGGCGCCAGGCCGUGGUGGUGGGCAAGCCCAGCCCGUACAUGUUCGAAUGCAUCACAGAGCACUUCCCCGUGGACCCCGCCCGCAUGCUCAUGGUGGGCGACCGCCUGGAGACUGACAUCCUCUUCGGCCACCGCUGCGGCAUGACCACAGUGCUCACGCUCACCGGGGUCUCCCGCCUGGAGGAGGCCCAGGCCCAUCUGGCAGCCGGCCAGCUCGACCUGGUGCCCCAUUACUACGUGGAGACCAUUGCAGACUUGAUGGAGGGGUUGGAGGACUGA
Elephantulus edwardii (Cape elephant shrew) is the source of this 870-nucleotide messenger RNA. RefSeq names its product pyridoxal (pyridoxine, vitamin B6) phosphatase (gene PDXP). The record is from RefSeq and is a predicted model, not a curated record. The coding region runs from base 1 to 870 and encodes 289 amino acids. NCBI's taxonomy places the organism in Eukaryota, Metazoa, Chordata, Mammalia, Macroscelidea, Macroscelididae. Gene Ontology annotation, molecular function: pyridoxal phosphatase activity. The transcript has 2 exons. Gene Ontology annotation, cellular component: cytoplasm.